GUCCGCAGCUCCCAAGAAGCGGCCGCCGGGUCUCGCUCAUUCGAGGAGCGCCCGCGCGGCCGCCCCAACUCUCUUCGCUGGCGCCCCUCCCCUUUUCUUCUUUUUUCGGUCGGAGGAGAGAAAACCGCCGGCGCCGGGGCGCGCCCGCAGAGCCGCGGGCAGCGGGACACACCCUCCGCCCCUCGGCCCGCCCCCGCCCGGCGGCAGGCUCGCUCCGGGGUCGCGGACGAUGGCGGGCUGACUGGGGCGGGAGCCCGCGCGCGGGCAGGAUGAUGCUCCUGAGGGGCGCCUGGACGCGCGGCCGGCGGCUGCCGGCGACCCCCGGACCCCAGGGCCGAGCGCGUCCGGGGCCGCGAACGCCGGAGCCUCAGGAAAUGGUUUUGAGGAAAUUUUUUCGGUCUGCACUAGCUCUGCUCCACACAGUCAUCCAGGGACCUCAAUCUGACUGUUUUAUCAUCGUCAACAUGUGGCUUCCAAAGCCAAAGGACUAUAAGGUUUUGUGUGUGAAGCUGUGUGGAAAUCUAAAAUUCUAUCAAUCACAUUUUUAUGGUACAGUGGUGCCCCCUGAUGAAGUAACAGUUAAUUAUAGACAUGGACUUCCCUUGAUAACACUCACUUUGCCAUCCAGAAAAGAGCGCUGUCAAUUUGUGGUCAAACCAAUGUUAUCAACAGUUGGUUCAUUCCUUCAGGACCUACAAAAUGAAGAUAAAGGUGUCAAAACUGCAGCCAUCUUCACAGCAGAUGGCAGUGAAAUUCCAGCUUCGACCUUGAUGGAAAUUUUGCUAAUGAAUGAUUUUAAACUUGUCAUUAACAAAGUACCAUAUGAUGUACAGUGCCCCAAGAGAGAAAAACUGAGUAUGGAACAUGCUACUCAGAUGGAAAAUGUGAAAUCCUUGGUUCAUAGACUGUUUACAGCUUUGCAUUUAGAAGAGUUUCAGAAAAAACGAGAGCACCUCUUACUGGAGAAAAUUGACCACCUGAAGGGACAGCUGCGGCCUCUCGAACAGAUAAAAGCUGGAAUCGAAGCUCGCUCAGAAGCUAAAACUAGCAGACUUCUGUGGGCUGGGUUAGCACUGUUGUCCGUUCAGGGCGGGGCCUUGGCCUGGCUCACCUGGUGGGUGUACUCCUGGGAUAUUAUGGAACCAGUGACCUACUUCAUCACAGUUGCAAAUUCCAUGGUCUUUUUUGCAUACUUUAUAAUCACCCGACAGGAUUAUACUUACUCAGCUGUUAAGAGUAGGCAGUUUCUUCACUUCUUCCAUAAAAAAUCAAAGAAACAACAUUUUGAUGUGGUGCAGUACAACAAGUUAAAAGAAGAUCUUGCUAAGGCUACAGAGUCGCUGAAACAGGUGCGCCACUCUCUCUAUUUGCGAAUGCAAGGAAAGGAACUCAAUGGAAAGAAUUAAUCUUGCAUUUUUAAAUAUCAUUGAAUUUUUUCCAGUACGUGUUGAUUCUGCAACUUAAAAACUGGAACUUUUUGAGUCCCAUAGUUCCUUUGAAUUUGAUUGUUUUAAUCUCUUUUGUUAAAUUAAAAAAAAUGUUUGCAAAACACAGGUAUUCUUUGAAGUUCUCACUUGAGAUUUUUAGUGUGUGGAUUCACAUGACUUGCCCAGGGUUAAUGCCAGAAGGAGCUUGGAUGUGUCCAUUAAAGUCAGAGCAGCUGCUGCUGCGGUUUGGCACUUGAGCUAAGAGUCCUCAUCCUCCUGGGUUAUGUUUAUUCCCCUGCAUACGUGGAGUGGUCCAUGUGCCUGGCAUUUGCUCUCAUUCUUAGGUUUCCUUUAGAAUUGUCUUGUCAUUAAUUUAUUUUUAAGUACAUAAUAGUAAGAAGACCUUUAUCCUGAAACAUAGCUAAAUUAUAAAAUCAUAAAAUGUCAUUUGAAAUGUUUCAUCUUAACUAAUAUUUUACUGAGAUAUAGAUACUAUUGAUACAAUAUCAAGUACUGAUGUAGGUACUUUACAUAUACGUUAUUUGUAAUCCUAUAUCCUAUGAAAGUAGCUGUUUUUGUUUUGUUUUUAAAAGAUUUUAUUUAAAAAAAAAUAAAAGAUUUUAUUUAUUCAUGAGAGACACAAAGAGAGGCAGAGGGAGAAGCAGGCUCCAUGCAGGGAGCCCGAUGUGGGACUCAAUCCUGGGACUCCAGGAUCAUGCCCUGAGCCACAGGCAGACACUCAACUGCUGAGCCACCCAGGCAUCCCCAAAAGUAGCUGUUUUUAAUCCCAGUUUAAUAAUAAGGAAAUGGAGGCAUGGAGAGGCUAGUUGGCCCAAGUGCACAGAGCCAGAUUUCAGCACCUACUCAUGGUGGAAGAAAGAUCUUUGUGCAUUUACAACUAAUGGUAGUUAGUCCAUUGGCCUGGAAGGAUAAUGAUGAUACCCUGAUUUGCUAUUCAAAAUACCCAAAGCCACCAAUGUUUUCCGAGUUUAUCUUUCGAUCAAGUCAGAUUCAAACUUCUACGCUGUAAGUGGAGCGGCACACAAUGACUGCUUGCCAUUUGUGUCAGUAUCUCUGAAACAUGGAAAUUUUUAAUCACUACAAUAUUGAGGUUUUAUUACUAAGCUAAGAAUACGCGCUGUGUUUUUAUAUAAUCAUUAUGACGAGCCCAAGGACAUGUUCUGCCUUUUGGUAUUCCUAGGGAGAGACAAGACCGUCAAGUAUGAUCAAAGUUAAGAGAAAUAACUUGGGAAGGGUGGGCCUUGCCUUUUGGGUGGAACUUGGCAAGAGGGAAAGCAUUUCAGGCAGGGAUAUAAUGUGGGAAGGGCAGGGGAGUCCUGACAUGGGUCUUGGCUCUGUACUGGAGUAUUUCUCCAGGGAAUAUACAAUGAAAAGGAGUAGAAUGCUUGAAACAAGUUUGGACUGGGAGGAUGGGAUCAGAUAAUGGAAUCAGGAUUCUGGAUUUAACAUGGGAAACAGCAGAGUACAUCCAGUGUGGGAUAGAAAGCAUGUGGGCUUUAGGGUCAGGGAGGUUCUGCACUUACUAGCUGGAGAUAUUAGGCAGUUAACUUGACCUCUCCUCAUUAAGAUAAUUAUAAAAUACCAUUGACCUUAUUGAGAGUUAAGUGAGAUGAAAUAGUUUGAACAUGAGUAGCUAAUAUAAGCUACUCUAUAAAUGUCACACUUGAGUAGAGGUUCCAGGAGAACAGGGAUUGUGGGGACUCCUAGGUGGCUCAGCGGAUGCACAUCUGUCUGCCUUCAGGUCAGGGUGUGAUCCUGGGAUGCCUGGAUCAAGUCCUGCAUUAGGCUCCCUGUGAGGAGCCUGCUUCUCCCUCUGCUGUGUCUCUGCCUCUCUGUCUCUGUCUCUCAUGAAUAAAUAAAUAAAAAUCUUUGAAAUAACAAGCAAACUGGGAUUGUUGUUUGCUUUGUUCACUGAUGGAUCCAUCCCAGGUGCCAAGAAUAAUGCCUGGCUUUGCUAGGUACCCAAGAAAGAUAGGUAAAAGGCCUGUGGCAUAGCCUUUCAGGUAUAGCGCUGGGCAGAGUCCAGUCUGGGAAAGUAGAAAGAAUGGCUUCUGAGUUUUUGCAUGUAGUCUAAGGGCAAUCUGGAAAGAUGGCAUAGACUAGAGCAGGUGUUGGCAAAUUCAUAUAUGAUGCCUGUUUUCACAAAUGCAGUGUUACUGGAAGUCAGCUGCAUUGAACUUUGGCUCUUUCUGCACUGUACGCAGCAAACUUUUCUAUACAGCAGAGACAGUGUGGCUGCAAAGCCUAACCUAUUUACUUUCUGGCUUUUUACAGAAAAAUGUUGAUGAACCCCUGAACAAUAAAUAAAUAAAUAUGAAAGAUGAUUAUCAAAGAAUACUUCUGUGUUUUUAGGGCUUCAGAAAGUCAUGUGAAAUUUUACUUAUUUAUUCAUAGAGACAGAGAGAGAGAGGCAGAGACACAGGCAGAGGAAGAAGCAGGCAUCAUACAGAGAGCCUGACGUGGGACUCGAUCCACAGUCUCCAGGAUCACGCCCUGGGCUGCAGGUGGCGCUAAACCGCUGCACCACCGGGGCUGCCCAGAAAGUCAUGUGAAAAAUGAAUUCUUAGAAAAGAUAGCUUCCUUUGAUUUGUAUCUUGUUACUCGACAAGUAAUACGGAGUUUAAUUCUUCAGAUCAGGGACUAUUGUGUAAGUCACAUUGUACUUUGGUGAAAUUCAUUUCUUAGUACCAAGGGGACAACUCAGUAAUAAGCGGCAGGACACUCCAGCCUUUAUAAUAUUUAAGCUGUAGUUUAAUGAACAUUAUGUUUAUAUUAAAGCUGUAGAGAUCAGGUAACUAAUAAUAUAAACAAGUGUGAUCUUUCUACUCAAUUCAAGUUGUAAGUACAAAAAGAUUGGAACCAAAAUUAAGCGAAUCCAAUUAUAUGUUAAUUUUAUUACAAAAAUAUUGUCUUAUUUAGAGACAACUGUUAAAAUUCAGUCGUGUCCCUCUUACUUCCAUGACAUUUUGGAACCCAGAUAAUAUCAUUGCAGUUCGAUAUCACUGCAACUCUUCAACUGAGUUUGUUGAAGGAAAAAAGUGGUUUUGUUCAUUUUGUUUUUAGAACUUUUGAAUAACAUCAACUUUCUCUUAGGUAACCAGAAUUGUGUCAUCUUUGCCAUCAGGCCAGUGUUCAUGAGGUGAACUGAGGAGCGGCUUUGUAGUCAUUAGCUCUGGAAAGUAGAGUCACAGUGAUGGCAGUGCCUGUGGUAGGCCCCGUCAUGACCACACACAAAGGUAUCAGUGUCCCGCUCACCACAGCCUCUAGUCGCCUCUCGCUGUGAUCCGCAGCUGAAACGGCACAUGCAAAUGAUCACUUCUGAACUAGUGAGUCAUAUGUUUCAGUCCUCAGAGCGCAAACAUUUUACCAUCUUCAGCCUCCGACAGGCUACUAACAGAGUUACUCCAGUUUUAUAGAUCAUAUUAGUAAGCAUGGACUCUUAAAAAUAACAUCUAUUAUUCCAGUAACACCAAGGUCCCUGAGUGGGACCAGUGACUGCUGGACAGCGUAUGGCCACUUAACCUGGAAGAGCCACAGAUUCCAAUUCUCAGGAAUUAAGUGUGUUUUGUAUUUAUUCCUCAGAAUACCAUACAGCAGUCCUUGUAGGUGAUAUUUUUAAAUACUAGACUUAUUUUUUAUUGAAGCGUAUUUGACAUACAAUGCUAAUGUUAAAUUAGUGUCAGGUGUACAGCACGGUGAUUCAAAAUUUAUAUACAUCAUGAAGUGUUUACCAUGAGAAAUUUAGUUGCCAUCUGUCACCACCCAAUACAUAUUAUUAACUGUAUUCCUCAUGCUGUUGAUUUUGUUCCCAUGUCUUAUUUAUUUUAUAACUGGAAGUUUGUACCUUUUAAUUCCCUCCCGCUAUUUUGCCUAUCACCUCUCCCCCGCCUGCCCCCCAGCAACCAGCAGAUGUUCUCUUUAGCUGUGAGCUCGAUUUUUUUUUAAUUUCACAUAUAAAUGAGAUCAUACAGUAUUUGUUUUUCUCUCAUUUCACUUAGCGUAAUACCCACUAGGUCCAUCCUUGUUACAGAUGGCAAGAUUUCAUUCUUUCUUAAUGACUUAAUAUUCCAUUGAAUAUGUUAUACAGGCAUACCUCAGAGAUAGUGUGGAUUCAGUUCCAAACCAUUGCAAUGAAGCAAAUAUUGUAAUAAAGCAAGUCAAAUGAA
Molecule: messenger RNA, 5614 nt
Organism: Canis lupus familiaris (dog)
Lineage: Eukaryota; Metazoa; Chordata; Mammalia; Carnivora; Canidae
Gene: MCUB
Product: mitochondrial calcium uniporter dominant negative subunit beta
Exons: 9
Coding region: 270-1406 (378 amino acids)
Biological process (GO): calcium import into the mitochondrion; mitochondrial calcium ion homeostasis
Cellular component (GO): mitochondrial inner membrane; uniplex complex
Molecular function (GO): calcium channel inhibitor activity
Source: RefSeq, a predicted model, not a curated record